This is a messenger RNA of Brassica oleracea var. oleracea, 3372 nucleotides long. RefSeq names its product protein argonaute 10. Gene Ontology annotation, cellular component: cytoplasm. Gene Ontology annotation, molecular function: RNA binding; protein binding. Bases 427 to 3372 code for a protein of 981 amino acids. The transcript is spliced from 18 exons. Gene Ontology annotation, biological process: regulatory ncRNA-mediated post-transcriptional gene silencing. The record is from RefSeq and is a predicted model, not a curated record. Lineage: Eukaryota; Viridiplantae; Streptophyta; Magnoliopsida; Brassicales; Brassicaceae.
UUCCUUCCCUUUGUUCACUUGCUCUCUCCCUCUCUCUACAAUUCACAGCAACAACAAAAAUAAAAAAGCUACGAUUUUUGUUUCCUCUUGGCUUUGUAGUUAUCUGUUUGGGGUCGUCCAUAUUUUGCUCCGGGAUCUCAUUUUCCGGUUUCGAAUAGAGACAAAAGCUUAAAGCUUCCUCCGGUUUUGUCUUCUGGGUAUUCCCAAUCUUCUCUUUAAAGCUUCAAUCUUUUGUCUUAAUGGAACAGCAAUAAAAAAAAUCUUCUGGGUUUUUGUUUCUUGGUCUCUUCACUGGUUUCUUGUCUCUCUCUUGAGAGAAAAACUAGAGGCCCUGUGUCUGUGUAUGUGCAGGUUGGAUAAAGACAAGAAGAGAUCAGUUUUUUGUUUCAUUCAUUCCUUUUGUAGUGGAACCCGGAAGAGAGAAGAAUGCCGAUUAGGCCAAUGAAAGAAACCUCCGAGACUCACUUACUCAUCAAACCCAAGCAUCUCCCCAAAGCCGUGCAAAACGGUAAAUCCCCUCCUACUCCGGCGACGACGACGGCGGCAGCUCAGAGCCAAGCUUCUUCACCUUCUCCGCCGUCCAAGAACCGUAGCCGGAGGAGAAACCGCGGUGGUCGAAAAUCAGACCAAGGAGAUGUCUGUAUGAGACCUAGCUCCCGUCCUCGUAAACCGCCGCCUCAGAACGCUCCCGUCGCCGCCGUCUCCGGCACAGAGAUAGUCGCCGUGAACCAUCAGAUGCAAAUGGGUGUUCGUGGGUCGAGUAAGAACUCAAACUUUGCGCCGAGACCUGGGUUCGGACAGCUUGGAACUAAAUGCAUCGUCAAAGCUAACCAUUUCCUGGCUGACUUACCGACCAAAGAUCUGAAUCACUACGAUGUAACAAUAACUCCUGAAGUGUCAUCAAAAAGUGUCAACAGAGCUAUCAUUGCUGAGUUAGUGAGACUAUACAAAGAGUCUGAUCUCGGGUCGAGACUUCCUGCUUACGACGGCCGGAAAAGUCUUUACACCGCCGGAGAGCUUCCUUUCACUUGGAAAGAGUUCACUGUUAAGAUCUUCGAUGAAGACGAUGGUAUCAUCAAUGGCCCUAGGAGGGAGAGAUCGUAUAAGGUGGCUAUCAAGUUUGCUGCACGGGCCAAUAUGCAUCACUUAGGCGAGUUCCUAGCUGGUAAACGCGCGGAUGGACCGCAAGAGGCGUUGCAGAUUCUCGACAUUGUACUCAGGGAGCUGUCUGUUAAGAGGUUCUGUCCUGUGGGAAGAUCGUUUUUUUCGCCUGAUAUUAGAACACCGCAGCGACUUGGUGAAGGGUUACAGUCAUGGUGUGGGUUUUACCAGAGCAUUAGACCUACACAAAUGGGUUUAUCUCUUAACAUCGACAUGGCUUCAGCUGCGUUUAUCGAGCCUCUUCCUGUGAUUGAGUUUGUAGCACAGCUUCUUGGGAAAGAUGUCUUGUCAAAGCCAUUGUCUGACUCUGAUCGUAUUAAGAUCAAGAAGGGUCUCAGGGGAGUGAAAGUAGAGGUCACUCAUAGAGCAAACGUGAGAAGGAAAUACCGUGUUGCCGGUUUAACAGCUCAACCAACAAGGGAGCUUAUGUUUCCUGUUGAUGAGAACGCUACGAUGAAGUCGGUUAUUGAGUAUUUCCAAGAGAUGUAUGGGUUCACGAUCCAGCACACGCAUUUGCCGUGUCUUCAAGUUGGAAACCAGAAGAAGGCGAGCUAUUUGCCAAUGGAGGCAUGCAAAAUAGUGGAGGGACAACGGUACACAAAAAGGUUGAACGAGAAGCAGAUUACUGCUCUUUUAAAAGUUACAUGCCAGAGGCCAAGGGACAGAGAAAACGACAUUUUGAAGACUGUGCAACACAACGCGUAUGAUCAAGAUCCAUAUGCUAAGGAGUUUGGUGUGAAUAUAAGCGAAAAGCUAGCUUCUGUUGAAGCUAGGAUCCUUCCAGCUCCUUGGCUUAAGUAUCAUGAGAAUGGGAAAGAAAAGGAUUGCCUUCCGCAAGUGGGUCAAUGGAAUAUGAUGAAUAAGAAGAUGAUCAAUGGGAUGACGGUGAGCAGAUGGGCCUGUGUUAACUUCUCACGCAGUGUUCAAGAAAAUGUUGCUCGUGGAUUUUGUAAUGAACUUGGUCAGAUGUGUGAAGUUUCUGGCAUGGAGUUUAAUCCGGAACCUGUGAUACCGAUAUACAGUGCGAGGCCUGAUCAAGUUGAGAAAGCUCUAAAGCAUGUUUAUCACACUGCUAUGAACAAAACCAAAGGCAAAGAGUUAGAGCUUCUCUUGGCCAUUUUACCUGAUAACAACGGUUCACUCUACGGGGAUCUUAAGAGAAUCUGUGAAACCGAGCUUGGUUUGAUAUCUCAGUGUUGUCUCACAAAACAUGUGUUCAAGAUUAGCAAACAGUAUCUGGCUAAUGUAUCCCUUAAAAUCAAUGUCAAGAUGGGAGGAAGGAACACAGUUCUGUUAGAUGCCAUAAGCUGUAGGAUUCCAUUGGUUAGCGAUAUACCAACAAUUAUAUUCGGCGCAGACGUGACUCACCCGGAGAACGGGGAAGAGUCAAGCCCUUCAAUCGCUGCUGUUGUUGCUUCGCAAGACUGGCCUGAAGUGACAAAGUAUGCUGGUUUGGUUUGUGCACAAGCUCACAGGCAAGAACUUAUACAAGAUUUGUAUAAAACAUGGCAGGAUCCUGUACGUGGCACUGUUAGUGGCGGUAUGAUCAGGGACCUUCUGAUCUCAUUCAGGAAAGCAACAGGGCAGAAACCGCUUCGAAUCAUCUUUUAUCGUGAUGGAGUAAGCGAAGGACAGUUCUACCAAGUCUUACUCUACGAGUUGGAUGCAAUUCGUAAGGCUUGUGCGUCACUUGAACCAAAUUAUCAGCCACCUGUGACAUUCAUAGUUGUACAGAAGAGGCACCACACCCGUUUGUUUGCUAAUAAUCACCGAGACAAAAGUAGUACUGACCGAAGCGGAAACAUCUUACCUGGUACGGUGGUUGACACUAAGAUAUGUCAUCCAACUGAAUUCGACUUCUACCUUUGUAGCCACGCUGGUAUACAGGGAACAAGCAGGCCUGCUCAUUACCAUGUUCUUUGGGAUGAGAACAAUUUCACAGCGGAUGGUAUUCAAUCUCUGACUAAUAAUCUCUGUUAUACCUAUGCCCGAUGCACUCGAUCGGUCUCUGUAGUUCCUCCGGCGUAUUAUGCGCAUCUUGCAGCAUUCCGAGCACGUUUCUACAUGGAACCGGAGAUCAUGCAAGAUAACGGAUCGCCGGGUAAAAAGAGUACGAAGACAACAACUGUAGGAGAUCAUGGUGUUGGUGGCGGUGUGAAGCCGUUACCUGCUUUGAAGGAGAAUGUGAAGAGAGUCAUGUUUUACUGCUAA